Mytilus trossulus (common blue mussel) is the source of this 5945-nucleotide messenger RNA. RefSeq lists its product as uncharacterized. Gene Ontology annotation, cellular component: nuclear origin of replication recognition complex. The record is from RefSeq and is a predicted model, not a curated record. Gene Ontology annotation, biological process: DNA replication initiation; mitotic DNA replication checkpoint signaling. Lineage: Eukaryota; Metazoa; Mollusca; Bivalvia; Mytilida; Mytilidae. Bases 34 to 5532 code for a protein of 1832 amino acids. Gene Ontology annotation, molecular function: ATP hydrolysis activity; chromatin binding; DNA replication origin binding. The transcript has 46 exons.
CAUCAAUAUUUCAGAAAUUUGCGAAAUAGCCAAAUGGCAGCUGGAAGUGAAAGUUCAGUUACAGAUGUGUUAAUCGGCGAAUUUGAAGAAUGGCAAGCAUCAGAAUCUUCAGAGGCAAUAUUUUUGCUAGAAACAAGUACAGAUGAAAAUAAUGACAUUGUGAUGCUGAUGUUAUUGGCUUCAGAACAUGAAUUUAAACUCCAUAUACCAAAAGGUUAUCCUGACUAUGAUGGUACAUUUUCUGUGGAAGCAGACCCUGCAGUCAAGCUAUGGAGCACAGCCUUGAAUGAGUUCUUGGUUGACUUGAAAGACAAGAUAAAACUUUCUGAUUUCCUGAAAAAGGCUGUUGUUUUACAUACCAACAAGAACACAAGAUCUGAACAAAGACAUAUGUCUAGUGAUGAUGAUAUUAUGGAAGAGGAUGAGGAAUCUGAGGAGGAAGAAGAGGAGGAGGAGGAAUGUAUGAUGGCUGAUGAUGAUGCUUUCACAACAGAAUGGGAUUUAAAGGUUGCUAGAAAGAAGAAACGGUGGGCUCAGAAAGAAGCAGAAAUAAGAGACCAGAUGAAAAAGGCAAAGCUUUCUCAAGGUGCUAGUAGUAUGGAUAAAAAACCACCAGAGAAUAUAUUUACCAGCAAUGCUGCAGCAGGGAUAUUAACCAAUGAUCUUGUUAGAAUCAUGGAAGAAGAACAGGAAUUAAGUUUUACAGCAGAACCUAUAGAUGAUAAUAUAUACAACUGGAGGGUUAAAAUAUUUCGUUUUGAUGCUGAAUGUGGUUUAGCUGAUGAUCUCCUGCAGAUUCAGUCCAAAUUUGGAUACAAUUAUAUAGAAUUAGAAAUGACAUUUGAAAUAGAUUUGUAUCCAUUUUAUCCACCUCUAGUCAAAGUGAUGAGGCCAAGACUUCAGUGUUCUAUGAUGCAAAGAGUAACUAAUAUGGAGAUGUUGAAAUUGUCAUACUGGAUCCCUACAAAGGAUAUGAAAUCUGUUAUACAGGAUAUCAAAACAUUUCUUCAGCAAUGGGCCAGGUUAGAAGUAUACAGUCCAAGGAAUGAUUUAUUGAAGUAUCCAUAUGGAGCCUAUGUAGAAAUAGAACAUCAUCUCUUAACACUUGCUCUGGUGAGUGAAGUGAAUCCACGUGUUAAUUACCUGUAUGAUAUGGAUAUCAGUCAGCUGACAGAACAAAGAACCAACAAGCCUAACACACCUCCUGAUAAGUCAGGAGGACCUGCUGGCAAAAACAAACCAGAGUACUGGGCCAAAGGUACAGGGUAUGGACAUCAUUAUAGAUCUGAAUGGGAUAUAAAUGCUUAUAUAGCAGCACAGAAAGAGAAGGAUAAUAAGGUAGAAACUGUAUUACACAAGAUUCUAGAAGAACUGAAAUUAUUAUAUACAAAUCAUGCACCACAGUUAAAACCUCGAACAUUAGGAAGUCAACCAGAGCCUGACACAGGUCAGACAGCAGUUAUAGAUCCUGUUGAGGAUAUGUUUACUGUGUUGGAAGGUUCAGCCAUAAUACCAUUUAUUGAGCAAUAUUUAACAGCUGAUUCCUUCUUAGAAAUAUGUAGACAUUCAGUUGUUUAUAGAGUGAUAAUAGAUAUAAUAAAGGAAAUAGCUCGACAGAAACAGUUACUGCCAUUACUUGUAUCUUUACCAAAUCAACAGUUGUCUGUCUACAAGUUGCUGGAACAACUUGAAAAGAAGGCAUCAAUGAUGUUAAAGCAUCUAUGUAAAGCUGGUAAUGGCAGUAUACCAACCUCCCAUAAAUCAUGGGAUGAUCCUCCAGAGACCUCGGCCUUUGGUCUCAUACCUAAAUGUUUCGGUAGAUGUAGAGAGAGUAGUUCACAUAGUUCCUCUUCUGAUUCAGAUGGGGAGGAAGAGAAAAUUGCAAGGGAAAUGGUUUCGUUAUUUAACAAUGUUAAAGAUACCUUAGAGAGAAAUAGUUUACUUGGUAACAGAAAUAAUAGUAAUGAAAAUGAUCCCACCAUAUAUGGAGAACAGAUUCCUCCCUAUGAUGUACUUAAUACUAAAUGUGAUGCAGAAUUAGAAGUGCAAUAUAAACAAGUUCUAAAGAGCAUGCAAUUUGGUAGUUCAGAUCUGCCAUUGGAGGGGAACCUUGGCCACCAUUAUGCAAAUCUUUACAAGUCACAUCAAGCUGGAGGACAGAAACAGAUAUUCAGAAUAGCCCAGGAGUUAACAUCUUUAUCAUCAAGUUUACCACUUAAUCUUUCUUCAUCUAUAUUUGUCAGAACCGAUGAUGAAAAGAUAACUUUGAUGAGAGCAUUAAUUACAGGGCCGGAAGGAACCCCUUAUUCUGGUGGAUGUUUCCUGUUUGACAUAUAUUUCCCUCCUGCCUACCCACGAUGCCCUCCACAAGUUAACCUUCACACAACAGGAAGUGGAAAAGUCAGAUUUAACCCAAAUUUGUAUGCAUGUGGAAAAGUGUGUCUUUCAUUACUUGGAACUUGGGAGGGACAGAAGGGGGAACAGUGGAACGAAAAAACCUCUACUGUUCUACAGAUUCUGGUUUCUAUACAGUCUUUGAUAUUAGUUCCUGAUCCUUACUUUAAUGAACCAGGUUUCGAACAAGAAAUAGGCACAGAUGCAGGACAGAAACACAGUGAUGAAUAUAAUGAAGAUGUUUGCUACAACAAUAUAAAAUAUGCAAUGAUAGGUAAUUUACAGAACCCACCACCAGAGUUUUCAGAAGUGAUCAAAGCCCAUUUUUAUAUGAAGAAAGAUAAAAUGAUAAAGGAAGUUCAAGGUUGGGUUGACAAACAUGACAAUCGUCGACUCACCAGAAUGUUUCAAAACUUAAAACAAGAACUGAAAAAGUUACAACCGCCACAGAUUCAUAAUACAGCAGUGUCAUCAUUUACUCUAGAUGAUGAGCAGUACAUAGUGGGGGAUUUUGUUUUGAUUGCAAAUGAUGAAAAUGGAAAUGAAAACUUGGAGUCUAAAGACACUGCUUUUACAGCACAAAUUAAAGAUGUCAUUGAAAAGGAAUACAAGUCUAAGUCAAAGAAGAAGGAUAUUGUUGCAGUGGUUACUUGGUACUGGAGACGGGAAGAGUUACCUGAUUCACAUCUAGCGACAAUUGAAGCUCAUCAAUUUGAAGUUUUUAAGAACUUAACCAAUAUCCCAGAGGAGAUUGAUCCGGAAACUAUAUUAGGAAAAUGUCAGAUAGAAACAAAAGCUGUGGAGGAAAUGAAAACUGUGAGCAGUCGUCAGAAAAAGAAUGAACAAAUGAAAUUUUAUGUAACAAGAUCAUAUAAUGGAAAAUAUUUUAUUCCUCUAAAACAACCAAAGAAAACUGAAAAAGACAAUAGCAGGAUAAGGAGACAAUCUAUGCCUGCACAUAUUAAUGGAGGUGACAAUAUAGUUAAAGCAUUUUCAAGGAGAAGUUUAAAUAAUAUAAACAUUCAUGACAAUGAACAUAAAAGAUCCUCAUCUCCAGUAAAACCUUUGCAGUCUGUUACAGUUAAAGAAGUAGAAAAAAAACUAAUUAGCCCAAAAGCUUAUGGAAAUAAAUAUGCAUGUUUCAAGGGAGAGGAUGUCACAAGAUUUCUCAUGGAUGAUGAUGCUUUUGAUACAGUGUCACUUAUAUCAGAUACUAGUAGUACAACCAGUCAUGCCAGUAGUUCAUCUAGUGCUCGAAGGAAAUCCUCACGACUUUCGAUUAAUAGUAACAUUCAAAAUGAAAAUUCGACUUCAAAUGAGAAUUUGAUUGUUAAACCAAUUACUAAAUCAAGUCCAGCAAUUUUGAAAACACCUAAAAGAAAACUAAGUUCAUCUUCAGGAGAAAGUUCAUUGUCAUCGAAGAAAUGUCAGACUGAACCAAAAAGACGAUCGGUUUCAUUUGCCAGUGCAGAUUCAAAAGCAAAGACUGUUAGUAAAAUACAAAAACAGAAGGUUGUGCCAACAGUAGUAUUGAGAAAAGUUCAAGAUCAAUAUAUCUCAUUCCGUAAUCAGACUCCUGAAAGUGUAGACAGGCCUGUUACAACUAGAAGAAGUCUGGGAGAAACAUUUAUAAAGAAUAUCACACCAAAACAAAACAGGAGUUUACGACAAAGAAGGAAGAUAGAUUAUAAUGAGGCUACAGGAAAAGUGGACUUUGGUUUGAAUGAUUCUAAUGACGUAUUUGUAAUAGAAAAUGAAAGUGAUAGUGACAAUGAUAGUCUUGCUAGUCUCAAACAACAAGGAAGUAAUAAGAAGAAUGCAAGAAGUAAAUCAAGGCCUGAUAGCUAUAGUGAUAGUGGCUCUGAUAGCCAUGCUAGUCUCAAACAACGGAGUAGUAAGAAGAAAUCAAAGAGUAAAUCAACACCAAAUCGUAGAUCUACUGCAAGUGAAGUAACACCACAUAUCCCUGGCAGAUCUCGGCCAUUGAUGUCACCGACAAGUGUAUUGGAGGAGGCAAGAGCUAGGUUACAUGUGUCAGCAGUACCCGAUUCAUUGCCAUGUAGAGAAAAGGAAUUUGAAGAUAUUUUCAGUUUUGUAGAGAGUAAAAUAUUAGAUGGAACUGGAGGGUGUAUGUACAUAUCUGGUGUACCUGGAACAGGUAAAACUGCUACAGUCCAUGAGGUGAUCAGGGCCCUUAAUAAAGCAUAUGAAGAUGGUGAAUUAAGCCAGUUUAAGUACAUAUCUAUAAAUGGAAUGAGAUUAACCGAGCCCAGACAGGCUUAUGUGCAGAUACUUAAGCAACUAACUGGACAGAAAGCUACACCUGACCAUGCUGCUGAUUUACUGAACAAAAAGUUUACAACACCUGGACCAAGAAAAGAAACCAUUGUUAUGUUGGCUGAUGAGCUCGAUUUGCUAUGGACAAGAAAACAAGAUGUUAUGUAUAAUCUGUUUGACUGGCCCUCACAGAGACAUGCUCGAUUAGUUGUCCUAGCUGUUGCCAAUACUAUGGAUUUACCAGAGAGAAUAAUGAUGAAAAGAGUUGCCAGUAGAAUUGGACUGACAAGGAUGACAUUCCAGCCCUACACUUUUAAACAGUUACAGGAGAUUGUUGUAUCCAGAAUGAAAGGGCUGAAAGCAUUUGAUUCAGAUGCUAUACAGCUGGCUGCUAGGAAAGUAGCUGCUGUGUCUGGUGAUGCUAGGAGAGCUCUGGACAUCUGUCGUAGAUCUACUGAGAUAGCUGAAAAAAGGUCUCCGUCAAAGAAAAGCAACAUCUUAGUUGGAAUGUCACAUGUUGAUGCUGCACUUCAGGAAAUGUUCUCUUCUCCAAAAAUUGUUGCAAUCAGAGGAUUGUCAAACCAAGAGAAACUGUUCCUGAGAGCAAUUGUAGCCGAGUUCACAAGGUCAGGGUUAGAGGAAGCUGAAUUUUCAAGAAUUUACACACAACAUAUAUCACUAUGUAGAUUUGAAGGUUUAACCCCACCAACAACUUCACAACUAGCAUCUAUAUGUUCAAGACUUGGUAGUAUACGACUGCUAUUAGUAGAACAUGGCCGCCAUGACCUUCAAAUGAGAGUUCGACUCAACAUCAGUCAAGAUGACAUUUUGUUUGCUUUGAAAGAAAAGACAAAUGUUUGAUAAACAUUGUAAUUUGAAAACAGCCAAAUGUGUUCAUGAAAUAAGAGUGUAUUUGUCUCAAUAUAUGUGUUCAUGAAAUUAUAAUGUAUUUGUCUUAAAAUAUGUGUUCAUAGAAGAAUAUUACAAGAUAUUUAUUAAAAUUCAUUAGUUACAUAUAUAAUGGAAAAAGUAGGUGUUUAAUUGGCAGAAAGUUCAUGAAAGUCAUUAGGUAUAUAAAAUGAGUUUUUUUAUUCAAAGUUAACUUGCAGUUUGCAGAUUAUAUUUUUAAACAUCAAUUUUUUUUUUAAGAUGGAUUUUUAUUUAAUUAAAAAAAUUUACCCAAAAAAAUGACUAGGAUUUUAACUGUCAAUAUUGACAAUAAAUAGAACAACUUAAGUAUUUUAUCUAAUAUGUGUAAUUAAUUACUUUAAUAU